Messenger RNA from Fusarium verticillioides 7600, 3578 nucleotides. RefSeq lists its product as hypothetical. Gene Ontology annotation, molecular function: flavin adenine dinucleotide binding; saccharopine oxidase activity; sarcosine oxidase activity. The transcript is spliced from 3 exons. The record is from RefSeq and is a predicted model, not a curated record. Bases 2006 to 3313 code for a protein of 435 amino acids. NCBI's taxonomy places the organism in Eukaryota, Fungi, Ascomycota, Sordariomycetes, Hypocreales, Nectriaceae.
CUGCCUUUCACUCGAAAUUUUCGUCUUCCUCUUCUCAGCACCUCGAGAUAACUUCAUAGUCCUUGAGUGUGACUAUCAAAGCAGUUCCGGCUAUUACACAUUUCAAACGCGCGUCUCACUUGUCACAUAUAUCAUAUGAGAUAUUUUUACUCCAGAACAGAAACAGUCAAUGAAAGAAUGAGAUAUCAAGGACAUCACUCAAAACUACCCUGAACCUCUUCGACAACAUCACGUCUGAUGGACAACGAUAAGCUCAGGCACGGAUAGUGCAAGCGAGAUGAGCCUCACCGCGAUCUUCGUCAACUCUUACCCUACAAUGAACAUCUCGAUCUAGCUAUCGACGCCAUGUUGCUCUCCUUCCUAACUACGUAAGUGAAAAGAAACCCACUAGAAGCCGCAAGGAAGUGAGCGAAGCGCUUGACAUGGAACAAGUUUUGGAACAUCUCUACUUGGUUCAACGCGUCACUUGGAGAUCUGCGGUUAGCCGCCGAUGAUGGAACUCAAGAUAACACCAAGAUGCUGAAAAUAGACCGAAAUCGGCAGGAUUUACACAUUUCGAGCAUAUUGCAUGAUCACGACAGCUUCUCGAAGGCAUUGAUGCUACACGUGGGGGAUGUGCUGGUAUGGCACGGUUGCGCCACUCCGGGGUUGUAGAUAUCACAUAGACGGUAUCGGGGACCGGGCGUUGUGUCACAUCACGAUGGCCUCUAUCCCCUGAUAUCUCGAUGGUCAAAUGAUAGGAUAAGAAAGGACUAGCGACGCGAGGCAGAGUAGCAUUGGCCAUGUGUUGGUGCCUGUGCCUCCAUCUGGCUUCAUCCCUUCUGGGGUAGGGAUGACGAGUGCCGGCAUCCUCUAUCCAUCCGUCGCAUCGCAUUUCUUGCCACGCAUGCCAGCAAAAACAUCGAGACCACCAUCUGUGGAUGGGGAUUGUGCAUCGUGCAUGGGGAAGUGGACCAAACUGCAUCAAGAUAAGCAAGACUCGCAGCGGUAUCUUGACAAAUUACUAGCCUCACUUUGCUACGGACCAACCGAGCUAAAGAUGGUGUGAGGCAUUGGGAGAGGGCGAGAUAAGUCUUGGAGGCCCAACUAACGUACGUUAGUGUGAAUCUGUCUGUCUGUUUUCCUUCGCAUCUGAAGCAGUGACCAACCCCUUGUCUUGGUUCGAUACCGAUUGAGGUUGGCCGAGUGCAAAUUGUGCAUGAAGCUAGGCCCGAAGCAAUGCUAGGGUUACGCGUUAUCUCUGCGUGCGGAGAAUCAAGAGCCAGCUACAAUGAUCUCCAUGAGCCAUGGGUACCGAGUUGCAGUGCGGGGGAGAGCCCAAAAUAUGGAGAUAAGGCUUUUCCUAUUACGGGAUUUGGCUUGCAACUCGUACAUGAAGGGAUGGGAAGGCUGGACAUAGGCGUGGAUAACCUCAUGGUGAGGUGAGGUGAGGGUAGACCAGCUGAUUGUGGGAUAAGAGGAUGCUUGGAAUGGAAUGGGAUGGUUUGGUCUGGUGAUUUGUGAACAAAGGCCACCACAAUGGUGGAGGAGGACGAGAGAAGGGAGGCUAGACACCCACCCAGUUGGUCAAUGCAGAGACAUGAAGACAUCCAUAAACAUGGUUCUCAGUAUUGUUCAUCUCGUCAAGCUGAAAACCAUCCAUCGUACGAUCUUCAUCUUUCAGCGUGAAGUUAUCACGACUUCACGAUAAUCUCCAAAAAUGACUUCAAGAUAGCGAGUCUCACGUGAUCGGGUUUCUCUCUACCCCAUAACCGGACUCCGGCUCUCAGCUCCGGAAUUCCAGAUCUGACCCGGAAAAUGACUUUUGGUGAGAGACGUCCGGAAUACGGUGGUCACCGAGACCGGCACUGUCUCUAAGGCGGGGUGAUAAAAGGCCCAGUGGACGAGGUGAAAUACACGAUCAAUUCACUUGGUGGUUAUACAUCAUCUCUCUAUUACUGUUACAGGCCAAUUGACAGACCAAUUCUCACCAUACCUGUCUGCCAAUAGCGUUGCACCGAAUACAAUGGCCUCUUCAUCAUACCUCAUCGUGGGAGCCGGUGUCUUUGGCGUCUCCACCGCCUACCAGCUCAUCCAGAAGUACCCCAAUGCCUCUGUCACAAUUGUCGACAGAGAUCCUUACGACGGUGACAACCGUGUAGCUGCAUCUUGGGAUUGGAACAAGGUCGUUCGCGCAGACUACGAUGAUCUCCUCUACUGCCGCCUCGCUCUUGAGGCGCAAGAUAUCUUCGAGUCCGAUCCUCUCUGGAUGCCUCACUUUCACAAGGCUGGUGUUUUCUGGGUGUGUCGCAGCGACUACGCUCAAGAUGUCAUCAACAACUACAAGAAGCUCGGCCGUGCUUCGGACAUCCAAGUCUACACCAUCGAGGAGGCUAAGAAGCUGUAUGGCGGUCUCUACGAGGAGGCUGACUACACUGGUGCCAAGGAGGUCCUUGUCAACAGAAACAGUGGCUGGGGAGCUGCAGGUGACUCUCUGCGCGCUGUGACGCGCGAGGCUAUGAAGCUGGGCGUCAAGUACAUCGUUGCAGAUGUGGCUACUGUGCAGAUUGAGAACGGCCGUGCCACAGGCAUCCAGACGGCCAAGGGCGAGAUCAUCUCGGCCGACACAGUUAUCCUGUCUACCGGAGCAUACACAGCCAAGCUUCUGGAAUACAGCGCUGCACGCCACAACCUGCCUGAUCUCCGAUCUGGUGAUCGCAUCACAGCUGCUGGUAUCACUACCGGCAUGGUCACGCUUGAUGACCAAUCAUUCGCCAAGAUGAAGGACAUGCCCGUCGGCUUCCAAGGAUAUACUUACAGACACAACUCUCCCUUCAUUGGCAGUCUGCCACCUACCAAGGAUCGCGAGAUCAAGUGGUGGGGUCGCAACAUCUUCAGCAACCACCGCGCAGUCCUCCCUGGCCGCGUCGUCUCCGCACCACCAGACGAGAAGGACUACGCUCAAUGGAAGGUCCCCAACUCUCUGAAGGAAGACAUCGACAACGCCAACCGUCUGUUCUUCGGAAGCAAGGGUGCGCACUGGAAGUACGAGAAGCAUCGCAUCUGCUGGGACGCAUUCACAUCUAGUGGAGAUUUCAUCAUCUCCCCGCACGCAGGUGCCAAGGGUCUGUACGUCGCGACAUGCGGCUCGUUCCACGGAUACAAGUUCUUCCCUGUGCUGGGCAAGUACGUGGUGCAGAUGCUCGAGGACAAGCUCGAGCCUGAGCUCAAGGAGAAGUGGGCUUGGGACAGGGAGCGGCCCGAUGCAGCUCUCAACUGCGAGUUCCCCAACUCGGAGAUGAGGGACUUAUUGGAUCCCGCUGCUAGACUGUAGAAGGAACCAAGGUAGCAAUACAUAAUAGAAGCAUGUAAAGAAGGAUGGAUGGAAGCUCAGAUCAGGGAAUAAACAGAAAGAGAGGGUAACAUCCUCUGAGGGGAAUAACUGCGGGGGAGACGAGCCAGGGAUUAAGGGCGACAUGAUUGGGCGUUGGACGGCAUAGUUACGAGCAUAAUGAACGAAUUGAGAUUCUUGUUACUACCAUGACAUGAUCCAAGUCAUCCGUGAUCGCCUCUGCCAAGCAGAAAUGUCCUAAGCCAAG